Messenger RNA from Sphaerulina musiva SO2202, 1204 nucleotides. Its product is annotated as nitrilase. The record is from RefSeq and is a predicted model, not a curated record. Gene Ontology annotation, molecular function: catalytic activity. The coding region runs from base 1 to 1185 and encodes 394 amino acids. The transcript is spliced from 2 exons. NCBI's taxonomy places the organism in Eukaryota, Fungi, Ascomycota, Dothideomycetes, Mycosphaerellales, Mycosphaerellaceae.
AUGGCGGCUUGGCUUCCGAAAGUGCGCGUCGCGGCUUGCAAUGUCGCCCCAGUCUUCCUCGACACCGCCAAGACCGUACAGAAGACAAUCGGUCUGAUUCGAGAAGCCGCAAACAACAAGGCCGAUCUCGUCGUCUUUCCCGAGACCUAUAUUCCCGCCUUUCCUCUGUGGUCCGCAGUUUCGGCUCCAAUCGACAACCACCACUUCUUCAGCAAGCUCGCCUCACAAAGCCUAUUGAUCAAUGGCAAAGACAUGCAAGCUCUCCAACAAGCUUGCGCACACAGCAAAGUCUACGCACACAUCGGAUUCAACGAGCGCUCGCCCGCGAGUGUAGGCUGCUUAUGGAAUGCUUCAGUGCUCAUUUCCGAUCAAGGACAAAUCCUCAACCAUCACCGAAAACUGGUGCCCACCUUCUACGAGAAGUUGACGUGGGCACCGGGCGAUGGCGCCGGUCUCCAAGUCAUCGACUCCCCGCGAAUCGGCAAAGUCGGUUCGCUGAUAUGUGGUGAAAACACUAACCCUCUGGCCCGAUGGGCUUUGAUGGCGCAAGGAGAGCAAUUACAUCUCAGUACAUGGCCUGCUGUGUGGCCCACCAGGCGCUCAAAAGACAUCAGUGGGGAAAGUAGCAAGCAAUACGACAACAUUGCCGCGAAUCGCACACGCACAGCAGCGCAUUGCUUCGAGGCGAAAUGCUUUGGUGUGCUAUGUAGUGGUUUCAUGGAUCAGGAGAUGAGAAAUUCCCUCGUGAAGCAUUCCCCUUCUGCAGCAGAGACUUUGGAUUCCCUCACACAAGGCGCCAGUCUCUUUCUCGACCCCACUGGAGCUCCAGUCGGCGAGCAAAUUCAAGGCGAAGAAGGUGUCAUUUAUGCCGAUUUGGACCUCAAUCAAUGUGUCGAACCGAAGCAAUUCCACGACGUGGUAGGCGGAUAUCAGAGAUUCGACGUCUUUGAUCUCAAAGUCAAUACACGGAGAUUGGGUGCGGAGAAGGCCUUGGAGCGCGAGCAGCGAUCGCAAUCUGUCAACGAUACUGCUGCAUCGAGCCAGCAGCCUCAAUGGAGUUUCAGCUCUCUGCCCAGACGCGAGAUAGAUUCUAGCACGGGCACAGAAGCUGGAUUGGAGCGGUUGAAAGCGGAAUUGGAAGGGAUGAGAAAUGAUGCAUUUCAGUCAACAAGAGAUUCGAAGUAAAUUUCUUUUUCCUUUUUUU